GCCCGGUUCGCUGAAACCUGCCGGGCCGGCCUCCGACCACUGCGCACGCGCGGCACGACGUCACGUGCGCUCCCAGGGCUCCGCGGCGCUGGCAGGAGGGGCCUUGCCACCUUCCGCCGCCGCGUCGCUUGGGGGCUCGAACGGCGGGUUCGCGGUGCUUACGCUGCCGCGGAGCAGCCGGGGGUCGCAGGGCCGAGCGAGGAGCGCGCGGCGGCGCGGCCAUGGGACUGCGCCGAGCCCGGUGACAGGAGGGAGCCGAGCGGUCCGGGCCCUGAGCGCGUCUCCUGCGGGGGGCCUCGCCCUCCUGCUCGCGGGGCCGGGGCUCCUGCUGCCGUUGCUGGCGCUGCUGCUGGCGGCGGCGGCGGCCAGGAUCAUGUCGGGCCGCCGCUGCGCCGGCGGGGGCGCGGCCUGCACGGGCGCGGCGGCCGAGGCCGUGGAGCCGGCCGCCCGCGAGCUGUUCGAGGCUUGCCGCAACGGGGACGUGGAGCGAGUCAAGAGGCUGGUGACGCCCGAGAAGGUGAACAGCCGCGACACGGCGGGCAGGAAGUCCACCCCGCUCCACUUCGCCGCAGGUUUUGGGCGAAAAGAUGUAGUUGAAUAUUUGCUUCAGAAUGGUGCAAAUGUCCAGGCACGUGAUGAUGGGGGGCUUAUUCCUCUUCAUAACGCAUGCUCUUUUGGUCAUGCUGAAGUAGUCAAUCUCCUUUUGCGACAUGGUGCAGACCCAAAUGCUCGUGAUAAUUGGAAUUAUACUCCUCUCCAUGAAGCUGCAAUUAAAGGAAAGAUUGAUGUUUGUAUUGUGCUCUUACAGCAUGGAGCUGAGCCAACCAUCCGAAAUACAGAUGGAAGGACAGCACUGGAUUUAGCAGACCCGUCUGCCAAGGCUGUGCUGACUGGUGAAUAUAAGAAAGAUGAACUCUUGGAAAGUGCCAGGAGUGGCAAUGAGGAAAAAAUGAUGGCUCUACUUACACCAUUAAAUGUCAACUGCCAUGCAAGUGAUGGCAGAAAGUCAACUCCAUUGCAUUUAGCAGCAGGAUACAACAGAGUAAAGAUUGUACAAUUGUUAUUGCAACAUGGAGCAGAUGUCCAUGCUAAAGAUAAAGGUGAUCUGGUACCCUUACACAAUGCCUGUUCUUAUGGUCAUUAUGAAGUAACUGAACUUCUGGUCAAGCAUGGUGCCUGCGUAAAUGCAAUGGACUUGUGGCAAUUCACUCCUCUUCAUGAGGCAGCUUCUAAGAACAGGGUUGAAGUGUGUUCUCUUCUCCUAAGUUAUGGUGCAGAUCCAACACUGCUGAAUUGUCACAAUAAAAGUGCCAUAGACUUGGCUCCCACACCACAGUUAAAAGAAAGAUUAGCAUAUGAAUUUAAAGGCCACUCAUUGCUGCAAGCUGCACGGGAAGCUGAUGUUACACGAAUCAAAAAACAUCUCUCUCUGGAAAUGGUGAAUUUUAAGCAUCCUCAAACACAUGAAACAGCAUUGCAUUGUGCUGCCGCAUCUCCGUAUCCCAAAAGAAAGCAAAUAUGUGAGCUGUUGCUAAGAAAAGGAGCAAACAUCAAUGAAAAGACUAAAGAAUUCUUGACUCCUCUACAUGUGGCAUCUGAGAAAGCUCAUAAUGAUGUUGUUGAAGUAGUGGUGAAACAUGAAGCAAAGGUUAAUGCUUUGGAUAACCUUGGUCAGACUUCUCUGCACAGAGCUGCACAUUGUGGUCAUCUGCAAACCUGCCGCCUGCUCCUGAGCUAUGGGUGUGAUCCUAACAUUAUAUCCCUUCAGGGCUUUACUGCCUUACAGAUGGGAAAUGAAAAUGUGCAGCAGCUUCUUCAAGAGGGUAUCCCAUUAGGUAAUUCAGAGGCAGACAGACAAUUGCUGGAAGCUGCGAAGGCUGGAGAUGUAGAAACUGUAAAAAAAUUGUGUACUGUUCAGAGUGUCAACUGCAGAGACAUUGAAGGGCGUCAGUCUACCCCACUCCAUUUUGCAGCUGGCUAUAAUAGGGUGUCUGUGGUGGAAUACCUGCUGCAGCACGGAGCGGAUGUGCACGCUAAAGAUAAAGGAGGCCUUGUACCUUUGCACAACGCAUGUUCUUAUGGACAUUAUGAAGUUGCAGAACUUCUUGUUAAGCAUGGAGCAGUAGUUAAUGUAGCUGACUUAUGGAAAUUUACACCUUUGCAUGAAGCUGCAGCAAAAGGAAAAUACGAAAUUUGCAAACUUCUGCUCCAGCAUGGUGCAGACCCUACAAAGAAAAACAGGGAUGGAAAUACCCCUUUGGAUCUUGUUAAAGAUGGAGAUACAGAUAUCCAAGAUCUACUUAGGGGAGACGCAGCUUUGUUAGAUGCUGCCAAGAAGGGUUGUUUAGCCAGAGUGAAGAAGUUGUCUUCACCUGAUAAUGUAAAUUGCCGUGAUACCCAAGGCCGACAUUCAACACCUUUACACUUAGCAGCUGGUUAUAAUAAUUUAGAAGUUGCAGAGUAUUUGUUACAACAUGGAGCUGAUGUGAAUGCCCAAGACAAAGGAGGACUUAUUCCUUUACAUAAUGCAGCAUCUUAUGGGCAUGUAGAUGUAGCAGCUUUACUCAUAAAGUAUAAUGCAUGUGUCAAUGCCACGGACAAAUGGGCUUUCACACCUUUGCAUGAAGCAGCCCAAAAGGGACGAACACAGCUUUGUGCUUUAUUAUUGGCCCAUGGAGCUGAUCCUACUCUUAAAAAUCAGGAAGGACAAACACCUUUAGAUUUAGUUUCAGCAGAUGAUGUCAGUGCUCUCCUGACAGCAGCCAUGCCCCCUUCUGCUCUGCCUUCAUGUUAUAAACCUCAAGUGCUCAAUGGUGUGAGAAGCCCAGGAGCCACUGCAGAUGCUCUGUCUUCAGGUGCAUCCAGCCCAUCAAGCCUUUCUGCAGCCAGCAGUCUUGACAACUUAUCUGGGAGUUUUUCUGAACUGUCUUCAGUAGUUAGUUCAAGUGGAACAGAGGGUGCUUCCAGUUUGGAGAAAAAGGAAGUUCCAGGAGUAGAUUUUAGCAUAACUCAGUUUGUAAGAAAUCUUGGGCUUGAGCACCUAAUGGAUAUAUUUGAGAGAGAACAGAUCACUUUGGAUGUAUUAGUUGAGAUGGGGCACAAGGAGCUGAAGGAGAUUGGAAUCAAUGCUUAUGGACAUAGACACAAACUAAUUAAAGGAGUUGAGAGACUUAUCUCUGGACAACAAGGUCUUAACCCAUAUUUAACUCUGAACACCUCUGGAAGCGGAACAAUUCUCAUAGAUCUGUCCCCUGAUGACAAAGAGUUUCAGUCUGUGGAGGAAGAGAUGCAGAGUACAGUCCGAGAGCACAGAGAUGGAGGUCAUGCAGGUGGAAUCUUCAACAGAUACAAUAUUCUUAAGAUUCAGAAAGUUUGCAACAAGAAACUAUGGGAAAGAUAUACUCACAGGAGAAAAGAAGUUUCCGAAGAAAACCACAACCAUGCAAAUGAAAGAAUGCUAUUCCACGGAUCACCCUUUGUGAAUGCAAUUAUCCAUAAAGGCUUCGAUGAAAGGCAUGCCUACAUAGGUGGCAUGUUUGGAGCUGGGAUUUAUUUUGCUGAAAACUCUUCCAAAAGUAAUCAGUAUGUAUAUGGAAUUGGAGGAGGUACUGGGUGUCCAGUUCACAAAGACAGAUCUUGUUACGUUUGCCACAGGCAGCUGCUGUUUUGCCGGGUAACCUUGGGAAAGUCUUUCCUGCAGUUCAGUGCAAUGAAAAUGGCACAUUCUCCUCCAGGACAUCACUCAGUCACUGGUCGACCCAGUGUAAAUGGCCUAGCAUUAGCUGAAUAUGUUAUUUACAGAGGAGAACAGGCUUAUCCCGAAUAUUUAAUUACGUACCAGAUUGUGAGGCCUGAAGGUAUGGUUGAUGGAUAAAUAGUUGUUUUAGAAAACUUAACUCCACUGAACCUAAAAUCAUCUAAGCAGCUGGUGGCCUCUUAAGUUUUACUCCUUUGCUGAGAAAAAUCAUCUGUCCACAAGCCUGUGGCAAAAGGAUAAAAAAUGUGAAAGAAGUUUAACAUUCUGACUUGAUAAAGCUUUAAUAAUGUACAGUGUUUUCUAAAUAUUUCCUGUUUUUCAGCACUUUAACAGAUGCCAUUCCAGGUUAAACUGGGUUUAUCUGUACUGAAUUAUAAACAGAUUUAACUUGAAUCUUUUAUACAUUAUGCAUUGAUUCUAACAGAAACUGUAAUCCCCUCGACAGAUUUCAUUUUACUAAUACAGUACUGUGUUCUUUAAAACGCAGCAUUUACACUGAAUACAGUUUCAAUUGUAAAACUGUAAAUAAGAGCUUUUGUACUAGCCCGAUAUUUAUUUACAUUGCUUUGUAAUAUAAAUCUACUGUUUUAGAACUGCAGCCGUUUACAAAUUGUUUUCGUAUGUACUGCUCAUCUGUACUUCAUCUUUCAUCAUCAUGAUUGAGUGAUCUUUACAUUUGAUUCCAGAGGCUAUGUUGAGUUGUUAGCAGAGACUUUGUCAGUUGGGAAAGAUUUAUUUAUCAGAUUUAAUUUGCUGAUGGAAGUUUUAUCUCUCGUUAGAAAUCUUUCCCAUUUAAGAACUUGUUUCAUGAAUACUCUGGGGAUUUAAUUUGUGAUACCUUUGUAUGUAUAAGACACAUUCCAAAGAGCUCUACCUCUGAUGGUCCUGAUUGCUAAAGAAGCUUCUUUACUGGCCUCAGACUCUGGGUGCCUCAUUGGAAAAUUUUCUCCUGUCAUUCUGUGAAAAUUAACACGAGUGCUUCUAUUUUUUUAGAGAGGCUAAAUCCUGCCACUGAAAAAUUAGUGUUCAUGGAAUGUAAAUAGGAAGUAAAAUUUCAGAAGUGGGAAGGGUAAUCCUGAAUAAUUUUCCAAUCUGUUCUAAUUACCUUAAACCUAAAGGAAAAAAAGUAGCAAAUGGGAGUGGGUAGUUUUUUGUCUUAAGUAUUUUUUUCCUGUUCUUUUUCCUUAGCCUUGCUGUUAUAGCCAGUCUAAUCACCAUAGGUAAACUCAACCCAGAACCAUGAAAUGUGGGUGUCCCGGUUCUCUCCUGGCCUCCUGAAUGGGCAGGUGCAGUGAGAUGGGCACUUCCUGCUCGUGGGUUCCCUCAUCAUGACGUUACACUCAAUUGGAAAUCCACUUCGUUUGUGCAUCACACAAUGACCAGGCUUGUGUUCAGUUUGGCAGCUGUGGAGGGGAAUGUUAUCCCAUAAAAUGCCAUUCCUAUAUUCUAACAUAAAACUAUCUUUUCCAUGAAAUGUGCUAAAACGUCUUGGUACAAAGACAUGAGUUACAGCUUGCAGUCUAUUUGUUGAUGCCAGCUCCAUCAGAAGUCAAGGCAGGACUUUUACCCCCUUAAGUCUUUGUAAUUAAGGAUGUUCCGUUUCACUUUCUGUACCAGUUCACCUUUGUUUUACAUUUUAUUUAGUCUCUAAAUUAACUGGCCCUUUGCAGUAAUUUGUACAUAAAGUUCUAGAAAACCAUGUUUCUUGUCUUGAGUAAGAGUUAAAGUAAAUGCCUAUCUGGAGUUGUUUCUAUGAUGUAAAUUGUGAUCAUUAUUUAAGAGGUAAAUUCCUGACCUUGAAGUGCUUUUAUACAGAUCUCUAAUAAUUGCAAAUAUGAUCGUAAAGUCAUUUCUUGGAACACAAAUGGAAUAUGCCAAAUUUUGUAAGAUUUUUCAGGUUCUGGAAGCUUCCAGUUUUAUAAUUAGAAGAUAAUGAGAUGAGUUAAUGGAAUUUAUAUUUACAUACCUUAUCUCUCAACAUUUAGCCCAUAUUACUCACCCUAUGAGUGAAUCUGGAAUUUCUUAUCAUGUAAAAUCAUCGUGGUCUAUGAAUUUACAAUAUUGCAACCUGUGUUGUUUCAUCUAAUCCAUUGCUUACUUAGCGUGUUGUUUUUCUAUGAAUGAUUAUGUUGUGGUUAAUAUGUUAGCAUGGCAAUAUUUUCAGAUAGCUUUUUGUUUGUCGGGGGCUUGGGUGGCUUGGGGAGGGUUUUGGAGUUUUUGCAUGAAAUACCUUACUUUAUAAUGAUGGAAUUGCUUUUUCUUUUGUCUUGUGAUUUUUUUUUUUGAAGUGAGAUUUAACUUUUUGUGUGAGUAGUACUAUUAUAUUCAUCUUGAGUGUCAUACUUGUACUGUAUCACAUUCCAUACUCUCAUUUAAUUCUUAAUAAACUGUUCACUUGUU
This is a messenger RNA of Ceratotherium simum simum (southern white rhinoceros), 6157 nucleotides long. It is a transcript of the gene TNKS2, whose product is annotated as tankyrase 2. Lineage: Eukaryota; Metazoa; Chordata; Mammalia; Perissodactyla; Rhinocerotidae. Gene Ontology annotation, cellular component: BRCA1-A complex; BRCA1-BARD1 complex. Gene Ontology annotation, biological process: protein K6-linked ubiquitination. Gene Ontology annotation, molecular function: ubiquitin-protein transferase activity; protein binding; NAD+ poly-ADP-ribosyltransferase activity. The record is from RefSeq and is a predicted model, not a curated record.